Moneuplotes crassus is the source of this 3276-nucleotide messenger RNA. The record is from the annotation of a GenBank genome assembly. NCBI's taxonomy places the organism in Eukaryota, Ciliophora, Spirotrichea, Euplotida, Euplotidae.
AUGAAAAGGGGGAAAAAGACCGGGAUAAGUAGGAAAAGGAGAGCGAGUAAAGAUAUUGCAGAGCCUGAUAAGUCCAGAACUGGGAAAAGGAGAAAGGCAGAACCAAAGAACAGAGGCAGAUCAAGAGAAGACUCUUCUUCUAGCAGAAUGGUAGAUCUUGAUAAAGUUAGAAAAGGCAAAAAGUUGAAGGAUACAUUUAAAGAUCGCCAGAAGAAAGGAAACGAGAUGAAAAAACAAAACCAGAAGAAAAAGGGUUCUAAACGCUCUAAAAAGAGAGGGAAAUCUGAUUCAAGCGAGAGAGAAAGGACAAAAGUUCCUGAAGAAUUUGAAGAGACCUUCAGGCCACUUAAGAAUAGGAAAUUUAAUGAUAAGAUCGCAAGGCUUCUUAUUAAAGAGUACAAGCUUGAGAAUAGGAUUGAGAAAAUUGUGCUGUCUAAUGAGUAUCUUGAGACCGAAGGAGUUGAUGGCUAUGAUCAACAUGAGAUAUACACUUUUGGCGGGAUCGAAAUUAAGUAUAAAACUGGGAAAAUUUUUACAUUCGUUAAAGGUCAAAUCUGGAAACUUCCAAAGAAGGAAGAGCCAAAUAUCUCUCAAAUCUUUGGUUUUGAAGUAAACAUCAAAAGCAAUGGGAAACUUGAGAGUGCAGCUUUUAUCACAAAGAAUUGAUACACUAUCCAGGAGCUGAGCAAUAAUUAUCCUGCUCUCGAGAAAACUCUCUUAGCCGUAAAAAGUGAUUUAAAGGCGAAGAGAAGGUCCAAAACAGCUCUGGAUAUGAUGUUUGAGAACCAUCCAAUGAUUUGUGACAGAGAUCUCAUUGUUGAAGAAACUGGAGAGGACUACUGCACGGAUUGAACAUUCCUUUACUUCUCAGUCCGAGAGAGAAAAGCCAUACAGUUGAAUCACAUAAAGCUUGACGGAAGAAAGAAGAUACCUAGGGCUCUAGGGGAUGAUGACUAUUAUAUUAGGCUCUGCUUCACCAAGAUAAAUAGUGCUAAGAAGAAUGGCAACAAAUAUAAAAUAUUACUUGAAAACAACCGUCGCAUCUACGACCUGAAGCCAUCAAAGGGAGGCCAAAGAGCAGCCCAGAACAUAAAGUCUUCUAGAAAGAGUAAGAAAAAGUACGAUAAGGGUCAUUACUCAGAAGAAGAUGCUGCUUGUGAAGAACAUUCCUCUGAAUCUUACAGUGCCUGUGACGAAAAAGAAGAAAGCAAAAGUAGCAUUCAAGAAGAAGACGAAGAGGUUAGCGAAGAGGUUAGCGAAGAGGUUAGUGAAGAGGUUAGCGAAGAGGUUAGCGAAGAAGGUAGCGAAGAGGAAAGUGAACAAGAAAGGGAAGAAGAGAAGAAAUCUAUUAAGAAAUCUGCAAAGAAGAAGAAAUUAAAGAAGGAUGAAAGAGAGAGGAAAAAGCCUGGUCCAAAGAUUGGGUCGACUAAGAAGAAGAAACCCAAAGCUCAACCCAAGAGGAAGACAAAAACUGCUCCUAAGGUGAAUAGGACUAAUAGGAAGCCUAAGCGUCUCACAAUUGAAGAGUCUGAGGGAAAUAAUACUGAUCCAGACGCUGAUAAUAUGAUGAAGCAAAGUAGGAAUUCUGAUUCUAAUAGCAUCUAUUCGGAUAAUGAAAUGGAUGACGAUGAAGAGUCUAAAGAAUGUGAUCAACAUGAAAUAGAAGAGAAGGAGAGAGAACUAGACCAAGCGAUUAAAAAGAACACUAAGAAGGAUCUCUUUCUUAUUGAGGAUACAAACGACAAUGUUAUUGAUUCAGAUUCUGAACUAGACAACAAUCAAGCCAUUGAUAUUGAAAGAACUAAUAAGAAGAGUAAGAAAGUUACAAGACCAGGUAUAAGGAAAGAAGGAAGAUUCGGCCAAUCAAUCGCAAAGAAUGGAAUUGAAGAUAGAGAAAUUGUUUAUACUGACCCAUAUGACAUGCUUCUGAGUCAACUUCAACUAAACUAUAUUCCUGAAACUCUACCUUGCAGAGACAAAGAGAAGGAAAUAAUCACAGAUUUCAUAAAAGCUGGACUCAGGAACAGAGGAUCUUCUACAAGUCUGUAUAUCUCAGGGAUGCCUGGUACUGGUAAGACUGCAACAACUUUGGAAGUAAUUAGAAACCUUAAUGAUGAUCUUAAAAAGAAGUUUAAAUUUAUUCACAUCAAUGGAAUGCAACUUAACAACUCAAGUGUGAUGUAUACCUUGAUUUACAAAGAAAUCACUGGGCAAAAGCACAAGCCAACAACUGCAGCUGUCAUGCUUGAUAGCUAUUUUAAGAAGAGGAAGGAUAUGUCUGAGAAGCAACUGAGAAACCAACAAAUGAUCGUUUUGCUGGUAGAUGAACUUGAUUCCUUAGUGACUAAGAAGCAAACUCUACUGUAUAAUCUAUUUGAUUGGCCAAGCAACAAGAAUUCAGGACUGAUCAUUCUUGCGAUUGCUAAUACAAUGGAUCUUCCUGAAAGAUUUUUAGUUAAGAUCAAAAGUAGAAUAGGGGAAUCGAGACUGGUAUACCAGCCAUACAAUUUGGUCCAAAUCCAGAAGAUCAUUUCUUCGAGGAUUAGGAACGAGACACUCAAAAAACUACUUCAUCCAAAUUCAUUAUCAACCUUCUUCGCUCAGACUUCUAUUGAGAUAGUCUCUAAAAAGGUUUCUUCUCUAAGUGGAGACAUCAGGAGAGCUCUCCAGGUCUGUAGAAGAGCAACAGAAAUGGCUAAAGCUGACAACAUCAAGAGGGAGAAAGGGCUUCUAAGCAUCGAUCAUUUCAAGAAGGAUAAAGAUGAAAAGGGGAACACUAUUGUAGACAUCAGCAUGGCUCAUAUUCAAAAAGCCUUCCUUGAGCUAUACAAUGCUAAGACCACACUUUUGCUCAAAGCAUUAAGGAAGUAUGAGAAAUUGAUUAUCAUUGCUAUUGGAAUAGAAUCUCAGAGAUCUACUCUUGAUAAAGUAAAAUUGUCAGAUGUCACUCACAGAAUCAAUGGUAUGUCAGAAAAGCUUAAUUACGAAAAAUUAAAGCAAGGAGAAAUAAUGGAAAUCUUGCUGAAAUUGAAGUCUUUUGGAAUCAUUACGAUUACCAAUGAAAAGCCGAAUCAAAUCAAGCUAGACAACAUGCAUAUUCAGACGUUUGUCUACCCAGAAGAGCUUUCAAGUGCUUAUGACGAUGAAUGCGAUAUUUAUGAUCAGUUCAAGGAUCUAUUCGAUCAGGAAUAAUCUGUAGGGUAACAUCCAGGGGGUUGCCAGCAAUUUGGUUACAUAAUACUCAGUAAAAGUGGAUAAAUAUUGAAUCUCCUUACA